This is a messenger RNA of Amoebophrya sp. A120, 3178 nucleotides long. Lineage: Eukaryota; Dinophyceae; Syndiniales; Amoebophryaceae. The record is from the annotation of a GenBank genome assembly.
UCCAACAAAAACAUCUGAUCUGCAACUGCGCAAGUACUUACAACUUCCUAUCAAGAAAUCCAAAUCUCGCUAGUAUACAAAUACGAAACGACACGGAACGUCGUGAACGGUGGAAACAAACUCAUUCCCAACUAGUACUAGUAUCCCUACUAGUACCUGUGUGUAAGACCUCCAAACGAGGACUGCAGCAACGAAAGAACAGUAAACAACGACGACUUGAUCGUUUGCUGGACACAGAGCUCUCGAAGAUGCGGAAGGCGAUCCAGUUCUUCGUGGCCGCUGCGGCGCUGCACGUCGAGGCCGUGAAAGUUGAAGUGGAUAUAUCCUCCGUGAAAUCCCCAUCGCCCUCAAUUUGUCAUGCACGUGCGACACAGUUGAAGUUUUUAUGAUUCUACCACCAGUGCAUGAUCAUGACCAUGAGAUGAAGCAUGGAUUUCGGUAUGAGUCGCAAUAUCCACCAAAAUUAUGAUGGUGAGGGCGAUGGUUUUGCACAGCAUAGCACACGCGGAAGAAAAUCGAUGUCGACACGACAACCGCGAACAAGAAGACCCUGGUGUAUCACAUCAAGAAUUGUUGUACUUCCCCUCAGCGUCAGAUGAAAAACUGAAAAGUUUGUUAUGGAGAGUCCAAAAGAAACAGAAACAGGAACAGCUGUAUGGUGGAUUGGCACGACUUGGCUGCACUAAGAACCUUUAGAAUUUCUAGAUACGAGCACCCGAUCCAAAAUGCAAUCCUUCACGUGUAAUUACAGUAUACUCGUCUGGGUCGACCAGUAGAAGUUAGUAACUCUAACUCCAACUCACACAGAAAAUCAAACCAAAACAUUUCGUUUCGGUGCAAUUGCAGCUCUUUCGCACAAGAACAUGGCAGGAAAUUCUGAAAGAGCCGCUGCACGACACUGCGGAUAUACGGUUAGAAUCAGACGCAGAUGUGAAAUUGCGCUGCUCCUCGGUAAGUGGGAAGCGACAUUUUCAUUUGCUUUGGCUUUCAGCUUUCUGAAACCAGAAGACUCAGUUUGCAUUCUGUACUUUUGCAUGCGUACUACUGGCGUUAUCUCUCCUAGCAAGCUGACGUCUGUCCAGGCGAGCUCGUGCGAAAGUGUGGCGCAUAUUCAGGAACUGCUCUGCUUUGAGGUGGGAAGUAAUUUCAAUGUGAUAAAGGGGCGGACAAUAUGAAAGCGAAAAGUCUCCGGCCUUCCGAACGCACGGAAUUGGAAGUUUGGGAUGCAUGAUGAAAAAUGUAAAUGGUUCUGUAGUUUUAGCUGUACACCUACACGUAUACAACGCAGUAUGAAUGAUCUGGUGUUUGAAGAUGGGAAGGGCGACGUGUGCUCUAGUGAAAGAAAACUUUGAAUGGAGAUCAGACGAACACAAAUGUAUCUGUAUGGCAUUCACAUUGUUUCCAAGUACAACAAAUAGUUUCACUAUCCUUCCUUGGCAGCUGUGUGUGGUGCGGGCUUCAGGCCCGAACCACUUCAUCCCUCGUCCUAGGAGAGGAGGACUUGUGUAAGUGCUUCCUCUUCAAAUCCAGUAGUAGAACGGCGUACGAUCGUCAGGGACUUUUCACCUUGAUAGAGAAAACGAAUACCAAGGGAAAGGAUGGCGGUUGCUGCGGUGAGGAAGAGGUCAUGUGCAAGGACAUUGCGAAAGGCGAUCGGGCAAAAUGCGAUGAAGGCCAGGAAUGGUACAACGGCGGAAAAAUGCCGAAACACGUAUGAUAGUGGACAAUUUUCCUUCCCCCUAGUAGUAAUUUGUGACGCAAAUAAGUACCAAAUUUACAUACCGCCCAAUUCAGGAUGAUUGUCUCGGACCCUGGGCCUGCCCCGCAAAUGAGGGGGAGGGGGAACUGUCCAACAUCAUAGGACGACGAAGGCGACACGGAUAAGCACAAAAAGUAUUGCUGUAGGAAGAGCACGUCCUUCAUGUGCUGCUAAUGUGAAGGCAAAACCAAGAGUAGACGCAGCGGCGCAGCGGGAGGUGAUGAAAACGAAAACCAGGAAGCGGCCGAAAAACCCUCUACGACUGAAAAUCAAACGGAACAAUGGAAGGCUGCAAGGAGGCGGAAACUAAGUUUUUCAUGAUCACUAUUACGUUUUUUCACUUUCAUCCCAGUUUGUUUCCUCAAGAAGAAUAAAGAACUACUUUAUUGUUAUUUGCGCUUUACAUCUACUCGAUACACUGCGAUUGCGAGGUCUAUGCAGUAGCCACCACUCUUACUCUUUACUUUUUCCUUGAUAUUUUUUUCCCGGAUUCUAACUGUAUAUCUAUUGUGCACACCCACACGAGGGUAAGGGUUUCCGUUUCCGUACCCAACGGCAUUUUUGCGCGACGCACCAGCAACUCUGAGUUGGUUUCCAGACCACUUGAAGAUCGCGAGUUUUUGUUUUUAAAACUUUGUUUUGCUAGCGCUUGUAGAAGUUUUACUAGUGCAGCGGCUUUUCCAAAUGAGGGCGAUGAAUUCCAACGUGCAGCUCGAACUUCGAACCUUUUAUUUAAACUCUUGCGCAGCAGCUGCAGCCGAGCACCGAAAAGAACGUUUGUACACAGGAGCCGACCAACUACAGCAAGAACAUUCAAACUUCAUUGAUGACACAUUUCAUACGGAUUGUGUCCGUGCGGGUGUGCGCGGGAACUUCUUAAGUAUUUUUUUUUUCAGUUUUUGUUGUGUAUUUCUUCAAUUUCUAUUUCGAUCUUUUGCAUACGAGUAACGAUAAGAUAACGAAAACCAAAGUAACGAAUUUUUGUUCUCCCCCCAAUUACUUCUACUUAUGAGCUCUACAAAUUAAGUAUAUGUAAAAGCAUGUAAAAAAUGACGCCGAACUCGGAUCGAUGCUUCUGAACGGAUGGGAAAAUAGUACGCCCUGCAUUGCCCCUACCACUUCUGAGAUGGCCUGCGCGAUUUCUCCAGCAAUUCUUGUUGGAGUUGUUGUGCAGCAUCCAGCGAAAGUUUGUAAAAAGAAAAGCCAACACCAACGUAGGUAGCGGGUUCAAUUAUACGGUAAUUAGUACAAGGAAAACAGGAACCAAAGAAACAUGAGUACUUGUGACGAAAAAGUACAUGAACACUACCCUCGCUGCGACUAUUGUGAACAAGAAGAUCGACGGAGUUUUUAUUUCCACUACGGCGAAUUUUGUCAACCAGAUACAGAAUUUUGUUUGCGCGCACGGAUAAAGUAAAU